Messenger RNA from Drosophila bipectinata, 7594 nucleotides. NCBI's taxonomy places the organism in Eukaryota, Metazoa, Arthropoda, Insecta, Diptera, Drosophilidae. The record is from RefSeq and is a predicted model, not a curated record.
AUGUUCAGUGCCUGCAAAGAACUCAGGAUGAGGAUAGCCUUGGGACUGGCUCUUUUAUUGUGCGGUGCACUAAUAAUGCAACCUGCUAAAGGAAAAGCAACUAACACAUCUGCAUUACCAAUAUGCACAAUGAACCCAUUUUUACCGAUCUGCUUAUUAGGCAGGGCCUUAACUUCGACAGCAUCGGCAACUCAGGACACAGAAACAACCUCCACAGCCCUUCCCACAACUACAAACGCAGGUUCUAAAACUUCCGAAGAACUAACAACAUCCACAGCUCUUCCCACAGGCACUUCGACAACUUCUGGAGAAGUAACCACCUCCACAGCUACUCCUACAUCGACAACGGAAACUUCCACAACUACUGGAGAAGAAACCACCUCCACAGCCCUUCCCACAUCAACCACGGAAAGUUCCACAACCACUGAAGUAACAUCUACAUCGACAGCUAGUCCAACAAGUACCACGGCAACUUCCACAACUUCCGGAUCAGACACAACCUCCACAGCUCUGCCCACAUCAAGUACGACAACAUCCACAUCUACAUCGACUGCUAGUCCAACAAGUACCACGGCAACUUCCACAACUUCCGGAGAAGACACAACCCCCACAGCUCUGCCCACAUCAAGUACGACAACAUCCACGACUACCUCGACAGCUAGUCCAACAAGUACCACGGCAACUUCCACAACUUCCGGAUCAGACACAACCUCCACAGCUCUGCCCACAUCAAGUACGACAACAUCCACAUCUACAUCGACAGCUAGUCCGACAAGUACCACGGCAACUUCCACAACUUCGGGAGCAGACACAACCUCCACAGCUCUUCCCACAUCAAGUACGACAACAUCCACAUCUACAUCGACAGCUAGUCCAACAAGUACCACGGCAACUUCCACAACUUCCGGAUCAGACACAACCUCCACAGCUCUGCCCACGUCAAUACGACAACAUCCACAUCUACAUCGACAGCUAGUCCAACCAAGUACCACGGCAACUUCCACAACUUCCGGAUCAGACACAACCUCCACAGCUCUGCCCACAUCAAGUACGACAACAUCCACAUCUACAUCGACUGCUAGUCCAACAAGUACCACGGCAACUUCCACAACUUCCGGAUCAGACACAACCUCCACAGCUCUGCCCACAUCAAGUACGACAACAUCCACAUCUACAUCGACAGCUAGUCCGACAAGUACCACGGCAACUUCCACAACUUCCGGAUCAGACACAACCUCCACAGCUCUGCCCACAUCAAGUACGACAACAUCCACAUCUACAUCGACUGCUAGUCCAACAAGUACCACGGCAACUUCCACAACUUCCGGAGAAGACACAACCUCCACAGCUCUGCCCACAUCAAGUACGACAACAUCCACGACUACCUCGACAGCUAGUCCAACAAGUACCACGGCAACUUCCACAACUUCCGGAUCAGACACAACCUCCACAGCUCUGCCCACAUCAAGUACGACAACAUCCACAUCUACAUCGACUGCUAGUCCAACAAGUACCACGGCAACUUCCACAACUUCCGGAUCAGACACAACCUCCACAGCUCUGCCCACAUCAAGUACGACAACAUCCACAUCUACAUCGACUGCUAGUCCAACAAGUACCACGGCAACUUCCACAACUUCCGGAUCAGACACAACCUCCACAGCUCUGCCCACAUCAAGUACGACAACAUCCACAUCUACAUCGACUGCUAGUCCAACCAGUACCACGGCAACUUCCACAACUUCCGGAUCAGACACAACCUCCACAGCUCUGCCCACAUCAAGUACGACAACAUCCACAUCUACAUCGACUGCUAGUCCAACAAGUACCACGGCAACUUCCACAACUUCCGGAUCAGACACAACCUCCACAGCUCUGCCCACAUCAAGUACGACAACAUCCACAUCUACAUCGACUGCUAGUCCAACAAGUACCACGGCAACUUCCACAACUUCCGGAUCAGACACAACCUCCACAGCUCUGCCCACAUCAAGUACGACAACAUCCACAUCUACAUCGACAGCUAGUCCGACAAGUACCACGGCAACUUCCACAACUUCCGGAUCAGACACAACCUCCACAGCUCUGCCCACAUCAAGUACGACAACAUCCACAUCUACAUCGACUGCUAGUCCAACAAGUACCACGGCAACUUCCACAACUUCCGGAUCAGACACAACCUCCACAGCUCUGCCCACAUCAAGUACGACAACAUCCACAUCUACAUCGACAGCUAGUCCGACAAGUACCACGGCAACUUCCACAACUUCCGGAUCAGACACAACCUCCACAGCUCUGCCCACAUCAAGUACGACAACAUCCACAUCUACAUCGACUGCUAGUCCAACAAGUACCACGGCAACUUCCACAACUUCCGGAUCAGACACAACCUCCACAGCUCUGCCCACAUCAAGUACGACAACAUCCACGACUACCUCGACAGCUAGUCCAACAAGUACCACGGCAACUUCCACAACUUCCGGAUCAGACACAACCUCCACAGCUCUUCCCACAUCAAGUACGACAACAUCCACAUCUACAUCGACUGCUAGUCCAACAAGUACCACGGCAACUUCCACAACUUCCGGAUCAGACACAACCUCCACAGCUCUGCCCACAUCAAGUACGACAACAUCCACAUCUACAUCGACUGCUAGUCCAACAAGUACCACGGCAACUUCCACAACUUCCGGAUCAGACACAACCUCCACAGCUCUGCCCACAUCAAGUACGACAACAUCCACAUCUACAUCGACAGCUAGUCCAACAAGUACCACGGCAACUUCCACAACUUCCGGAGAAGACACAACCUCCACAGCUCUGCCCACAUCAAGUACGACAACAUCCACAUCUACAUCGACAGCUGGUCCGACAAGUACCACGGCAACUUCCACAACUUCCGGAUCAGACACAACCUCCACAGCUCUGCCCACAUCAAGUACGACAACAUCCACAUCUACAUCGACUGCUACUCUGCCCACAUCAAGUACGACAACAUCCACAUCUACAUCGACUGCUAGUCCAACAAGUACCACGGCAACUUCCACAACUUCCGGAUCAGACACAACCUCCACAGCUCUGCCCACAUCAAGUACGACAACAUCCACAUCUACAUCGACAGCUAGUCCAACAAGUACCACGGCAACUUCCACAACUUCCGGAUCAGACACAACCUCCACAGCUCUGCCCACAUCAAGUACGACAACAUCCACAUCUACAUCGACAGCUAGUCCAACAAGUACCACGGCAACUUCCACAACUUCCGGAGAAGACACAACCUCCACAGCUCUGCCCACAUCAAGUACGACAACAUCCACAGCUCUGCCCACAUCAAGUACGACAACAUCCACAUCUACAUCGACUGCUAGUCCAACAAGUACCACGGCAACUUCCACAACUUCCGGAUCAGACACAACCUCCACAGCUCUGCCCACCUCAAGUACGACAAUAUCCACAUCUACAUCGACAGCUAGUCCAACAAGUACCACGGCAACUUCCACAACUUCCGGAUCAGACACAACCUCCACAGCUCUGCCCACAUCAAGUACGACAACAUCCACAUCUACAUCGACUGCUAGUCCAACAAGUACCACGGCAACUUCCACAACUUCCGGAUCAGACACAACCUCCACAGCUCUGCCCACAUCAAGUACGACAAUAUCCACAUCUACAUCGACAGCUAGUCCAACAAGUACCACGGCAACUUCCACAACUUCCGGAUCAGACACAACCUCCACAGCUCUGCCCACAUCAAGUACGACAACAUCCACAUCUACAUCGACUGCUAGUCCAACAAGUACCACGGCAACUUCCACAACUUCCGGAUCAGACACAACCUCCACAGCUCUGCCCACAUCAAGUACGACAAUAUCCACAUCUACAUCGACAGCUAGUCCAACAAGUACCACGGCAACUUCCACAACUUCCGGAUCAGACACAACCUCCACAGCUCUGCCCACAUCAAGUACGACAACAUCCACAUCUACAUCGACUGCUAGUCCAACAAGUACCACGGCAACUUCCACAACUUCCGGAUCAGACACAACCUCCACAGCUCUGCCCACAUCAAGUACGACAAUAUCCACAUCUACAUCGACAGCUAGUCCAACAAGUACCACGGCAACUUCCACAACUUCCGGAUCAGACACAACCUCCACAGCUCUGCCCACAUCAAGUACGACAACAUCCACAUCUACAUCGACAGCUAGUCCAACAAGUACCACGGCAACUUCCACAACUUCCGGAGAAGACACAACCUCCACAGCUCUGCCCACAUCAAGUACGACAACAUCCACAUCUACAUCGACUGCUAGUCCAACAAGUACCACGGCAACUUCCACAACUUCCGGAUCAGACACAACCUCCACAGCUCUGCCCACAUCAAGUACGACAACAUCCACAUCUACAUCGACAGCUAGUCCAACAAGUACCACGGCAACUUCCACAACUUCCGGAGAAGACACAACCUCCACAGCUCUGCCCACAUCAAGUACGACAACAUCCACAUCUACAUCGACUGCUAGUCCAACAAGUACCACGGCAACUUCCACAACUUCCGGAUCAGACACAACCCCCACAGCUCUGCCCACAUCAAGUACGACAACAUCCACAUCUACAUCGACAGCUAGUCCAACAAGUACCACGGCAACUUCCACAACUUCCGGAGAAGACACAACCUCCACAGCUCUGCCCACAUCAAGUACGACAACAUCCACAUCUACAUCGACUGCUAGUCCAACAAGUACCACGGCAACUUCCACAACUUCCGGAUCAGACACAACCUCCACAGCUCUGCCCACAUCAAGUACGACAACAUCCACAACUACAUCGACAGCUAGUCCAACAAGUACCACGGCAACUUCCACAACUUCCGGAUCAGACACAACCUCCACAGCUCUGCCCACAUCAAGUACGACAACAUCCACAUCUACAUCGACUGCUAGUCCAACAAGUACCACGGCAACUUCCACAACUUCCGGAUCAGACACAACCUCCACAGCUCUGCCCACAUCAAGUACGACAACAUCCACAUCUACAUCGACUGCUAGUCCAACAAGUACCACGGCAACUUCCACAACUUCCGGAUCAGACACAACCUCCACAGCUCUGCCCACAUCAAGUACGAAACCAUCCACAACUACAUCGACUGCUAGUCCAACAAGUACCACGGCAACUUCCACAACUUCCGGAGAAGACACAACCUCCACAGCUCUGCCCACAUCAAGUACGACAACAUCCACAUCUACAUCGACUGCUAGUCCAACAAGUACCACGGCAACUUCCACAACUUCCGGAGAAGACACAACCUCCACAGCUCUGCCCACAUCAAGUACGACAACAUCCACAUCUACAUCGACUGCUAGUCCAACAAGUACCACGGCAACUUCCACAACUUCCGGAUCAGACACAACCUCCACAGCUCUGCCCACAUCAAGUACGAAACCAUCCACAACUACAUCGACUGCUAGUCCAACAAGUACCACGGCAACUUCCACAACUUCCGGAGAAGACACAACCUCCACAGCUCUGCCCACAUCAAGUACGACAACAUCCACAUCUACAUCGACUGUCACAUCAAGUACGACAACAUCCACAUCUACAUCGACUGCUAGUCCAACAAGUACCACGGCAACUUCCACAACUUCCGGAUCAGACACAACCUCCACAGCUCUGCCCACAUCAAGUACGACAACACCCACAUCUACAUCGACUGCUAGUCCAACAAGAACCACGGCAACUUCCACAACUUCCGGAUCAGACACAACCUCCACAGCUCUGCCCACAUCAAGUACGACAUACCACGGCAACUUCCACAACUUCCGGAUCAGACACAACCUCCACAGCUCUGCCCACAUCAAUCCAACAAGUACCACGGCAACUUCCACAACUUCCGGAUCAGACACAACCUCCACAGCUCUGCCCACAUCAAGUACGACAACAUCCACAACUACAUCCACUGCUAUUCCCACGUCAACCACCGCAGCUGCCACAUCUACUACAGAAGCAACAACAUCCACAGCUGUCCCCACAACAACAACCACCGCAGCUACCACAACUACUGCAGAAGCAACAACAUCCACAGCUAUUCCCACUUCAACCACGGGAACAACAUCCACAGCUAUUCCCACUUCAACCACGGGAACCACAUCCACCGCUAUUCCAACUUCAACCACGGGAACAACAUCCACUGCUAUUCCCACUUCAACCACGGGAACGACAUCCACAGCUAUUCCCACUUCAACCACGGGAACCACAUCCACCGCUAUUCCAACUUCAACCACGGGAACAACAUCCACUGCUAUUCCCACUUCAACCACGGGAACGACAUCCACUGCUAUUCCCACUUCAACCACGGGAACCACAUCCACUGCUAUUCCAACUUCAACCACGGGAACAACAUCCACUGCUAUUCCCACUUCAACCACGGGAACAACAUCCACAGCUAUUCCCACUUCAACCACGGGAACAACAUCCACAGCUAUUCCCACUUCAACCACGGGAACCACAUCCACCGCUAUUCCAACUUCAACCACGGUAACAACAUCCACUGCUAUUCCCACUUCAACCACGGGAACGACAUCCACUGCUAUUCCCACUUCAACCACGGGAACCACAUCCACUGCUAUUCCAACUUCAACCACGGGAACAACAUCCACUGCUAUUCCCACUUCAACCACGGGAACAACAUCCACAGCUAUUCCCACUUCAACCACGGGAACCACAUCCACCGCUAUUCCAACUUCAACCACGGGAACAACAUCCACUGCUAUUCCCACUUCAACCACGGGAACAACAUCCACAGCUAUUCCCACUUCAACCACGGGAACCACAUCCACCGCUAUUCCAACUUCAACCACGGGAACAACAUCCACUGCUAUUCCCACUUCAACCACGGGAACGACAUCCACUGCUAUUCCCACUUCAACCACGGGAACCACAUCCACUGCUAUUCCAACUUCAACCACGGGAACGACAUCCACUGCUAUUCCCACUUCAACCACGGGAACAACAUCCACAGCUAUUCCCACUUCAACCACUGGAACCACAUCCACAGCUAUUCCCACUUCAACCACGGGAACAACAUCCACAGCUAUUCCAACUUCAACCACGGGAACAACAUCCACAGCUACUCACACUUCAACCACGGCAACAACAUCCACAGCUAUUCCCACUUCAACCACGGGAACCACAUCCACCGCAAUUCCAACUUCAUCCACGGGAACAACAUCCACAGCUAUUCCCACAUCAACCACGGAAAAAGUAACAACAUCCACUACUAGUACUACGAAUGGACAGCAUCAUCAUCAUCACUACCAUCACCACUACAAUCGACCAGGCUUCCCAUUCGCACCACCGCCCCUUUUACCCCUUCCGCCUCUUCCAGCUCUUCCGGCCCUUCCUACUCUUCCACCUCUUCCUACACUUCCUACUCUUCCUCCUCUUCCUUCUAUUAACUUACCAAAUGCCGAUGCAGCUGUUGUUGCUAUCCUACCGUUUCCACCUCCUCUACCUCCACCUCCUUUUUUUGGAAACCUUUUUGGAAAAUAGUUUGUAAACUCUAAUACUAAAUUAUUUUCCAUAGCCAUUUCGUUCU